AUGAAACAUGCAGCUGGCUUUGGAAUGAGUCAAACUUCAGCAGACCAAAGUGCAGCUACGAAAGCAUUGCAGCGGAGGAUUUCUUCGUCUCCCAACUUGACAUGGUUGCGGGAUCUGAUUCGGUGUGACACAGGCGAACAUGCUGGUCCACAAGCAUUGGCAUCAACGCUGAUCGGCUUAUACUUCUCGGCUUCCUGGUGUCCGCCUUGCCAUUACUUCGCGCCGAUAUUGGUGCAGGCUUACAAGCAAAUUCGUGACACCCAUGGUGCAAGCUCUUUUGAAGUUGUUCUUAUUCCGCUGGAUACCGACGAGAACAUGUGGCAACUUCACAUGGCCAAAAUGCCAUGGAUGUCUCUCCCACAGCGGACUGUUGCUCUUGGCUUGCUUUGCUACGUUAUUAAUGGUACAGUAUGGUUGGGAACGGCUCCACGACCGACGCAUGGCCGCGUGUGCCGUCGAGCAGAAGGUGAUACCUUCGAGCGAUUGAAUCGUGUGAGCCGCGUGCCUUCCAAGGUACCAAAUGAGGAGUCCGCAGAAGGCUCUUUGGUGGGUGCUGUUGGUGGAUCUGUACUCGGCGGGCUGUUGUUAGGCCCGUUUGGUGCUGUUUUCGGUGCAAGUCUUGGUGCAGACUUGGGUCGGCAGAACACAGAUCAGACUUCGGCGGAUGCACUGGGGCUGGAUGCAGAUAUGAUAAAUCUCGCACGAACAGUGGCCAAGAAUUUAGCGGAUGCGAUUGAGGACAAGAAACGUGUGAUCUCCGUGAAGGAUGACUUGGCCACUCGCAUUGUGAGAAUGGAGGGUGAUGUGGAGAAGCUGUCUAAGGAAGCCAUGGCAGCUUUGCAGAAUGGGGAUGAGGAUGGAGCUCGUGCAAUCUUGGAGAGGAAGGUGCCCUUGCAACAGCGGUUGGCAUCGUCAAAGGACGAGUUACAGAAGGCUUUGGAACGAGUUGCUGCCGUUGAAGCAGCUGUUCAAAGGCUUGAAGGUGAAGCGCUCAAGGUUGCGUCUCUGCUGGAGCGAGCACAAGCAGCCACAGGGUCAGAGCGGACAGCAUUGGCCGACGAAGCCUCGGCUAUGUUAAAAAACAGAGAAGCCAUUGUCAAGCUGUUCACGACUUUUUGUGUGACCGAGGCUCCGCGGCUGGUGAUUAUUGACUCAACAGGCACAGUCAUUCGGGAGAAUGCUCGGGGAGGAGAAGCUCCACAGCACAGCGCACGUACAUCGUGUUGGCAGUACAUGCGCUUAGCGGGGUUAAAAGCAAAGUCUGAACGCGAGCGCCGGGGACACUGCAUGGCUGGCUCAGAUGCAGGCUCCAGAGGAGGCUACAGCGCGUGGUCGAACUGGACAGGAGUUCUGGGUCUGUCUGAAGGGCAGACAGGGACAAUUCAACGUGCUGGCAACAAGUUUCUGCAGGCAGUCGAUGUGGCCAAAAAUCAUGCCGAGAGAGGAUUGCGAGAAGGAGUUUCUCAGGUCCGUGCAGCGGUCGACCGACAGAUGCAAAGCACGGCAAGCUCCUCGCAGCCCACACACGGACGAUUCCAGAAGCAACCUUCGAGACAUGAUUUGCCGAGCAGUGCAGUCAGCGUUCGAGUUUGUACCUGGAACCUUCACGGUUGUGCCGUUGAUCCGGAAGAUGACAUUCGACCCUGGCUUUUCUCGGGCGGGAAGCAAGCUGACAUCUACAUCGUUGGUAUUCAGGAGCUCGUGGAACUUGGGCCAAUGUCUGUGCUCAUGAACACCGACGGCCAUGAAGAGAGGCAAUCUGAGCUGGAGCACAGAAUAGAGGCCGCCCUGGCUGGAACCGGACUUCAUUACCUGAAGAUCUGCAGCUUCGGCAUGGUGGGCUUGUCCCUUUUGGCUUACGCUCUGGACAGUCUGCAGGACCACGUUGCCGCAAUCGAUUGCGAUCGUGUGAAGACCGGCAUUGAGGGGUUGAGUGGAAACAAGGGUGGCCUGUGUGUCAGAUUCAUGUUGGGAUCAAUGUCUCUUUGUUUCGCCAACGUUCAUCUGCCAUCGGGGACUGGCAAAGCUGACGAGCGGAACGAUCAUCUCAACGAGGUGCUGUCCUAUGCAUUUCAGGGGACAUCCCGAAACGGUUCCACGAGACCAGCAAAGAAUGGCUUCCACCGAGCUUCUCUUUACACGGCUCUGGAGCACGAUUUGACGGUCGUUUUCGGUGACCUGAACUCCCGGCUCGCGGACCUGCCAGACGAUGGAUUCCCUAAAGGACCACCCGAAGCAUGGCUGCUAUUCGAUGAGUUGCUGACUGGCAGAAUCAGGUGUGCCAGGUCCCUGGGCUUCCGCGAGGCAGAAGUAACCUUUCCGCCCACCUACAAGUAUGUGGUUGGAGGAGGUGAUUUGAGCCCUGCUCGUACACCAGCAUGGUGUGAUCGUGUGAUUUAUCGAUUCGAGCCCUCGGCCACUGAUGUCGCAAAGAGGGUCUUGAACCCCAACAUCGUGCAGCAUGAGGUGGAAGUCGUGGAGUACGACUCUUACGGCGAUCUCAGAAGGACGAGCGAUCACCGUCCCAUCGCCGCCACCAUCCGGAUAAGCAUUCCCGAUGAAGAGUUGAGGGCGUGA
Molecule: messenger RNA, 2577 nt
Organism: Symbiodinium necroappetens
Lineage: Eukaryota; Dinophyceae; Suessiales; Symbiodiniaceae
Source: the annotation of a GenBank genome assembly